Messenger RNA from Lactuca sativa (garden lettuce), 647 nucleotides. Its product is annotated as antimicrobial peptide D1. Gene Ontology annotation, biological process: defense response. The record is from RefSeq and is a predicted model, not a curated record. NCBI's taxonomy places the organism in Eukaryota, Viridiplantae, Streptophyta, Magnoliopsida, Asterales, Asteraceae.
ACCAAACUCGUUGGGAGUAUUCUCUUCUUCGUCAUAACUCAAUAUGGCAAAAAUAUCCUUAGUUAUUUCUGUGUUCCUCGUGGUCAUUUUCGUUGUUGCUAUCUCAGAAAUGGCGACUGCGGAUGAACCACAAAUAUGUGAAAAGGCUAGCAUGAUGUUCUCCGGAAUUUGCAUCAGCACAUCGUGCGACAGAAAGUGUAAAGAAUGGGAGAAGGCACUCCAUGGAGCUUGUCAUCUGCGAGAGGUCAGAUAUAGUUGCUUCUGCUACUACGACUGUAAGAAGGUGCCACCUCCAAAACCUGGGUCACCACCUGCUGUUGUUGUCUCGCCGCCUCCUCCAGGUGGCGGUGGAUCCCCACCUUCUCCAGACGCCGGUGGAUCCCCACCUCCUCCAGAUGCCGGUGGAUCCCCACCUUCUCCAGACGCCGGUGGAUCCACACCAGCCUGCUGAUCGAUGUCAGGUCACCAUCUCCUCCAAAUACGAAUAAAGAGAAAAAUGAUUCUUAUAUAACGUAUAUAUAUAGCUUUUUUAGAUAGUUAAUGUGUUCAGGUAAUUAAUUGUAAGGUUGUGUCGUCGCAAUAACUGAUGAUAUGAUGCCCAUGCAAAACUGAUUCAUUAAUAUAAUAAAUUUCGUUUUAUGAUUGAA